Penicillium digitatum Pd1 is the source of this 1857-nucleotide messenger RNA. NCBI's taxonomy places the organism in Eukaryota, Fungi, Ascomycota, Eurotiomycetes, Eurotiales, Aspergillaceae. The record is from RefSeq and is a predicted model, not a curated record.
AUGGCACGAGGGCCCGGAAAGGCCCGCAACUUCGACUACUCCAAUGUGGGAACCAAGGGAAGACGCACUGGUAUCUCUCUAAAGGAAGGUCGACGCGACGAACAUGGAAUGGAAGAAGUAGACGGUCUCUUCUCAUCUCCUGAAAAGUCGCCUGUGGAGUUGAAUGGUUUUGAAGAUGUGGAAAAUGACUCUUCGGUUGGAUCCGAGGGCAAUGCGCCAGAUCCCAUGGACUUCCUCAAGGGCACAAAUGGCUCACGCACCUCUUUUCUCCCCCCGCCUGCCGCGCGGUCGCCGAUGAAGACUGGCCUCACUGGGUCUCCACGGAGGACAUCAGCGUUUCAAUCCACCCCGGACCCGCAGGACAUUGAGUCGUCUAGUCCGUCCGACGGCAAAAGCUUUGCGGGCGCACAGGGGGAAUCGCGUCAAGACCCAUCUCCUCUUUCCACUCGCUCGGUGAAUGUUGGACGCUCGAACCAUAGGAAUGGCACGCGGCAAACCCCUUCGACAAAGGCACAGCUAGCAGCAGAAUUUGAGCCCGCAAUCAUACAUGACUUUUCCGACUUUUCCGAUGGGGACGAGAAUGCGAAUGCAUUCGCCGCAGUACCACAAGAAGAUUUCGGCGACAGUCUGGAUGUUGAUUCUGAUUCGGUUGCUGCAGAUGAGCUACCCGACUCUCCCGGGCAAGACCAACGCGAUCAUGACGAUAAUUCAUCUACGGCUAACACGACUCCACCUCGGGAAGAGCCUGCCGUGGCCUCCAAGUCGACAAAAAGAGCCGCGCCAAAGACUGCCAAGGCAGACAAGAGUCAGGCGAAACCCCCUGCGCCGCACGGACGUCCAAAGUCUCAGCGCCGUGACGUCGAAAACGAUGCCGACCCUAGACCAACCAAAAAGCGGAACGCUCCCAAAGCAUCUCCACCGGUGCGUGAACCUUUGGAAUCAGAAUUAAGUCGAGUAGUUGAGAAUUACGCCAACCGCACAGGUCCUUUGAAAGGCCGAAGUUUGUAUAUCCUCAAACGUGAAAAUCCCACCGAUAACAGUGCGACUCACACUCGCUCUGGGCGUGUUUCGGUCCGGCCGCUAGCAUACUGGCGCAAUGAACGGUGCAUCUUUGGUGAUGGGGAGGCAGCCGAGGGACAUCGAUUUCCUCUUUCAACCAUCAAAGAGGUCAUUCGCACCGAGGAGCAAGAACCUGAAAAGAGGAAGAAGAAGGGGAAACGCUCAACGUCCCACAAGUCCAAGCCUAAGACACAAAAGGAUGACUCUUCAGACGAGGAUGAAGAUGUUGAUCUCUGGGAAAAGGAAGGCGGUGUUCUUCAUGGCUACACCCUCAAAUGGGAUGGAAAAACACAGACCAGUUCGAAGGAGGAGGAAGUUCUAGACAUUGCAUAUGCUCCCUCUGGAAUCGAAACCAGAGAAGUCAAAGACUCAACAUUCCGAUUUGCGAAGCUGCUUAGCUCGUCGUUCAUCGGGUCUGGGGUUGUGGAGCUCCCGCCUGAUGGAGUCAAGAAACCUAAGAACUCGAAGAAAAUGCACAUGGUCUUUUAUGUCUGCCACGGGCGUGUUCAAGUGGAUAUCUCAGGUGUCCAGUUUAGUGCUGGAAAAGGUUGUGUUUUCCAAGUUCCUCGUGGUAACUAUUAUAGCUUUGCAAACACCCAUCAAAAAGAGGCUCGACUUUUCUUCACGCAAGGUUGUGUCCCCGAUGAGAACGAGAACGAAGACGACACACCGCAGAUGUCUCAAGAUGCCGGCCCUGAGAGCGAAUUUGAAGCCGACACUCCCACCGCCCCUGUGCCUGUCCCUGCUAAGAAAUCCAAAGGCCGCCCCAAGGGCAAGCAGAAGAAGACAGGAAAAUGA